CGUCGAACCUUCACUUCUGCAACUGCGGGCAGCUUUCUGUAUACCUUUAAUAGACUUUCGCAACCAGCGCAUAAUACAAAUCACCACCGCAAGGCCAGAGCGCGACGAAGCACGCCAUAUAGCUCCCGACCCAAGAUCAGCGCCGCUCCGAAGCAAAAUCGUCGCCGCUGCGACCCUUGAACAUUCGGAACGUAGUAUUGAGUCAGAACCGCAGUCAUGGCGCGUAAUUCCGAAAAGGCGCACUCGAUGCUCUUCCGCUUUCGCGCUGCGCAGGCCGCCGAAGCUGGAAUCAUCGACAUCUCGCGCACUCGCCGCCCCAAGCUCAUAACCUCGGUCAACUCGAUUCCCGUGUGUGAGAAAUGGCGCGGCCAAGUGCUAAAGGAGAUUUCCCGCAAAGUUACAAAGAUUCAGGACGAAGCGCUUUCAGACUACCAGAUCCGCGACCUCAACGAUGAGAUCAACAAACUCAUGAGAGAGAAGCACAUGUGGGAGAGUCAGAUAAGAGGCUUGGGUGGGCCAAAUUAUAUGCGAGGCGGACGAGUGCUGGAUGAGGAAGGGCGGGAGGUGCCAGGAGGCGGAAAGGGGUAUAGAUACUUUGGACGAGCGAAGGAUCUGCCGGGAGUCAAAGAGCUAUUCGAGAGGCAGAGCAGGCCGGAAGACGACAUGGAUAAGGGGCGCGAAAAGAGGAGCGAGCUGAGGCAGAAGGUGGAUGCGGGCUACUACGGCUACAACCUAGACGAAGAGGAUGGGACGUUGCUAGCAUACGAAAAAGCCAAAGAGAGAGAGGCUUGGGACAAUUUCAUGGUGCUCGGCGAUGACAUGGACGAUAAGCCAAGCAAGACGCACAAGGAGUGGAUGGAAUUGCCUGGAGAUGCGGGUGACGGCAUACGAUGGCGCGUCCCAACACUCGAGGAGGUGAACAACGAGCUGGUAGAGCGCAGAAGGAGGAAGCUCCUUGAGAAGCUCGGUUGAGUGCGUGAUGGCGCUUGAUAGGUUUGCCUUGCGGAGUUUGGCGGUAAACUGUUCAUCAACAGACUGCGACUUCAGGAUCAAAGAUUGAUACCCUUGCCGAGCAACCGGCUACAAAAAGAUUAAAUGUACAUCAGAAUCAACAGGACAAGCAAGAGCACGUCCGAGUCGGGA
Alternaria alternata is the source of this 1143-nucleotide messenger RNA. Its product is annotated as Isy1-like splicing factor. The record is from RefSeq and is a predicted model, not a curated record. The coding region runs from base 217 to 972 and encodes 251 amino acids. Gene Ontology annotation, cellular component: post-spliceosomal complex; catalytic step 2 spliceosome; post-mRNA release spliceosomal complex. NCBI's taxonomy places the organism in Eukaryota, Fungi, Ascomycota, Dothideomycetes, Pleosporales, Pleosporaceae. The transcript has a single exon. Gene Ontology annotation, biological process: mRNA 3'-splice site recognition; generation of catalytic spliceosome for second transesterification step.